Molecule: messenger RNA, 1133 nt
Organism: Schistocerca gregaria
Lineage: Eukaryota; Metazoa; Arthropoda; Insecta; Orthoptera; Acrididae
Gene: mRpL44
Product: 39S ribosomal protein L44, mitochondrial
Exons: 6
Coding region: 18-1037 (339 amino acids)
Biological process (GO): RNA processing
Molecular function (GO): double-stranded RNA binding; ribonuclease III activity
Source: RefSeq, a predicted model, not a curated record
GUUAUGAUUACUAAAGUAUGGCAGCUAUAAGAAAACUGCUGUCUGUGCAUCAUAUUCUCCGAAACGGCGACCUACUAGCAGCAACCCAGCAGAGAUCAGUGAAGCGUUGGGUGGCACCUACGUUGCGGGAAUUGAAAAAGAGGAAAGACAGACUUGGUCCAGAACCAAUACAAAAGCGAUCCUCCUUUUUGGAAUGGAACUAUCAUGCUGAAAUCUUUGCAUUUGGCAAGCGCCUGAAGGAAGAUUUUGACAGGACGUUACUGCAGCAAGCGUUUACAACACGCUCUUAUAUUGUUCAAGAGGAAAUGAAGCAGGAGCAGCUAGGUAUUGAAGAUCCCAAGCUAGCACUUACUGACAACCAAGAAUUGGGAAAAGAAGGCAUGAAGUUUAUGAAAAACUACAUAGAGAUUUAUCUGAGAGAAUCUUUGCCUAAAUUACCAGAAGAAGGUGUUGUAGCCAUUUGCAAGUUCCUGAUGGCAGAUAGCAUGUUGGCUUCUAUCUCAAAGCUUAUUGGAACGGAAGAUCUUAUUCUUUCUGCUGAAUUUCCUGUGGAAGAAUCAACAUUAGUGCAAGUGUUCUGUGCUGUUGUUGGAGCACUUUUGAAGAGCUCAGGCAGUGAGAAGACGGGCUUGUUUGUACGUGAUUUUGUGGUGGCUCAACUUGCUGGCCGAGAUGUGAGUGACAUAUGGUCUCCAGAACAGCCACUUCUGACCCUAGAAAACAUUCUUGAACAACAAGGAAGAGCUGCACCAGAGCCACGACUCAUUGGAGUGGCCGGUCCAAAUACCAUACUGGCUGCAUACAGAGUUGCUGUUUAUAGUGAUCGUCAAUUCCUUGGUGCUGGAUUUGGAGAAUCAGUAGAUACAGCAGUUGAGCAGGCUGCACUGGAUGCACUGAAACGAUUAUUCUCUGUCACAGAAAACAUGAAGCCAUUCUCGUACAAAAUAAAUCCUGAUGUAGAAAUGUACAAAGCAAACUCUAAUGCCAGUCUGGAAGACUGGGGUGUGAAACAUCCACAAAAUAUAGUAAACUGUUAACUUUGUAUUGCUCAUCCAAAAAUUUAGAGCUGUAUGUGUACAAAGUUUUAUUAAAAUUUUUGAUCUCAAAUAAAAUUGCUACUGUAUUUCUUCAGA